Molecule: messenger RNA, 2016 nt
Organism: Spodoptera littoralis (African cotton leafworm)
Lineage: Eukaryota; Metazoa; Arthropoda; Insecta; Lepidoptera; Noctuidae
Source: the annotation of a GenBank genome assembly
AUGGCUCUGCAGUUAUCUAGGCGGGAGGUGGACGACCUAAGGUCAUCCCUAGACCGUGCGAUAUACAGAACUAUUGGAAAAUCUGAUAGUUCUUUGCUAUCGACCGUUUCUUCGUGUCUUUCUAGUGGCUACGAACGCCGUAAAAUAAUAGACAAGAUAUCUGCACACAUCGACUCCAAGAAAGCAAGCAAACUAGCAGACAAAGUAAUCGCUCUAGCGCAAGAACUGGUUUCCAGUUCCAAGACUCAGAAACGUAAACAUGAGUCUUCAGACCGGGACAAGGAGGUCAAGAGGUCUAGACAUGAGGAUAGGGACGAAAAGGAGGAUAAGAAAGAGGAGAAGAAGAAUGGAGCAGAGGCUGCCGUGCUGCCAGAAGGAGAGACGGUCGGGUCAAAGAUGGCUGUUUUAAGCGCUGAUAGGAUUAAGUUAAUGAUGGCAAACGCUCAAAAGGAAAUAGAAGAGAGGAAGAGAGCCCUCCUAGCUAUGAAGGGAGAGUCCAAGAGUGGAGUGAGUGCUGCCGCGGCCACCGCUCAGCAGCUGAAGGUCCAAGUACAGCAGAACAGCUCCCUGGCACCGCCCAGUGUUAUCAAACCGGUGCUGUAUUCUAAACCUGUGGGAGGUGGUCUAAGUCAUGAGGAGUUGGAGAAACAAAGAAAAAUAGCCGAACUGCAAGCCAGGAUACAGAGGAAAUUAGCUGGCGGUGCCCUGACCAGCACGGGGGGCAGUGGUCCAGCCCCUCUGAUCCUGGACCGCGAAGGUCGCACGGUGGACACCAGCGGGAAGCGAGUGCAGUUAACACAUGUUGCACCUACGUUGAAGGCGAACAUCCGCGCGAAGCGGCGCGAGGAGUUCCGCGCGCAGCUGUCUGGCGCGGGCCCGCUGCGCUUCCACGAGCCCGGCAAGUUCACGCAGAUGGGGGACCGACUGCGGAUGAAGGCGCAGCUGGAAAAGCUUCAGAACGAGAUAUCUCAGAUAGCUCGCAAGACUGGCAUCUCGUCUGCCACCAAGCUGGCACUACUGGCGGCCGACACGCCAGACUCCGACAGAGUGCCAGACAUUGAGUGGUGGGACAGUGUGAUCCUGAUGACACCAGAAGAGCGUCAGAAUCAGAACAAGCGUUCAGACACGUCGGACGAGUCAGACGACAGGACGCACUCGCAGAGGGUGGACGCGUGCCACGUCGGUGGAGAUGAUAUAGUCGACAAUCUCAACGAGCUGGCAAUCACCAACCUGGUCGAACAUCCGCAACAGUUACGGCCGCCAACCGAGCCGUUGAAGCCGACCUAUAUGCCGGUGUUUCUGACGAAGAAGGAAAGAAAGAAGCUGCGUCGACAGAGUCGCAGGGAGGCGUGGAAGGAGGAGCAGGAGAAGGUCAGACUUGGGCUGGAAGCACCGCCCGAACCCAAACUCAGGAUAUCCAACCUGAUGAGAGCUCUGGGCACGGAGGCUGUCCAGGAUCCCACUGCCAUCGAAGCGAAGGUCCGGGAGCAGAUCGCCAAGAGACAGAAGACUCAUUUGGAGGCGAACAAGGCGCGAGCUCUUACGAAAGAUCAGAAGAGAGAGAAGGUCGACAGAAAGAUCAGAGAAGACACGUCUAUGGGCGUACAUGUAGCUGUUUUUAGGGUGAAGGACCUGUUCGAGUGCGCGUCGGCCAAGUUCAAGGUGGAAGCGAACGCGGCCCAGCUGCACAUGUCGGGCACCGUGCUGCUGCACCGCGGCUGCUGCGUCGUCGUCGUCGAGGGGGGGCCCAAGCAACACGCCAAGUACAAGAGAUUGAUGCUGCACCGUAUAAAGUGGGAGGAGGACAUGGUGAAGGACGCGGAGGGUAACGAGGUCCCUAACAGUUGUAGCCUGGUAUGGGAGGGGAUUGUCAAGCAGAGGGCCUUCGGAGAUGUCAAGUUUAAGGUGAUGCCGACAGAGAAACAAGCUCGAGAGCAUUUUCAGAAACAUCGCGUAGAACAUUAUUGGGACCUUGCCUACAGUGGCGCCGUGCUGGCGCCCACUGACGAACCUUAG